GAACAGUCGAUCACUGCUUCUCUGUUCGUCUAGAGAGAGGGAGAGGAGGCUCAUGGCAGCGGCUUCGAAUGGGAGCGAGUACUUCGAAAUCGACACCGAGAGCGGUCUCUCGAUGCGUUCGACCACAGAAUCGGUGGAGGAAGACGAGGAGGAGCUGCUGUGGGCGGCGAUCGAGCGGCUGCCGUCGCAGAAGCGAACGAACGCGGCGUUGUUGCGGCGGACGCAAUCGGAGUCGGACGGCGGUAGAGAGGAGGCCAGGACCGAGACGAUUGACGUGAGGAAACUCAAUCGUUUCGGUCGCGAACUAGUUGUUAAGAAGGCCUUUGCUACGAGCGAGCAAGAUAACUACAAGCUCCUUUCCGCAAUCAAAGAACGACUCGAUAGAGUGGGAUUGGAAGUACCAAAGGUCGAGGUGAGGUUUCAGAAUCUGAAUGUAAAGGCCGACGUUCAAAUCGGUUCAAGGGCUCUGCCUACUUUGGUGAAUUACACUCGCGACAUUAUUGAGCACGUUCUUACAGGUUUGAAGAUAUUUCAUCCUAAAAGACACUCCAUGACUAUAUUGGAUAACAUCAGCGGCUGUGUGAAACCAGGAAGAAUGACACUACUCUUGGGGCCACCAGGUUCGGGAAAAUCAACGUUGUUAUUGGCUCUUGCAGGGAAAUUGGAUAACACAGUAAAGACAAGUGGGAAUAUUACGUACAAUGGCCAUAUGCUCGAUGAAUUUUGCGUUCAAAGGACAUCUGCUUACAUAAGCCAAACAGAUAAUCAUAUUGCAGAACUAACUGUACGAGAAACAUUGGAUUUUGCUGCUAGAUGUCAAGGUGCAAGUGAAGGCUUUGCAGGUUAUAUGAAGGAGCUUGCCCGUUUAGAGAAGGAAAGAAACAUUCGUCCAAGUCCAGAAAUUGAUGCUUUUAUGAAGGCAUCAUCUGUCAGUGGUAAAAAGCAUAGCGUUUCAACGGAUUAUAUCUUAAAAGUUCUUGGUCUUGAUGUGUGCGCUGACACAAAAGUUGGUAAUGAUAUGCUAAGGGGUGUUUCAGGUGGUCAAAGAAAAAGAGUUACUUCUGGAGAAAUGAUUGUUGGACCAAGGAAAACACUUUUCAUGGAUGAAAUAUCUACUGGACUUGAUAGCUCCACGACGUACCAAAUUGUGAAAUGCAUACGGAAUUUUGUUCACCUAAUGGAGGGAACUGUAUUAAUGGCUCUUCUUCAGCCUGCACCAGAGACUUUUGAUCUGUUUGAUGAUUUGGUGCUGUUAUCAGAAGGACACGUUGUGUAUCACGGCCCUCGAGAAGAAGUGUUAAAAUUUUUUGAGUCACUAGGGUUCCGGUUGCCUCCUCGUAAGGGGGUUGCAGAUUUUCUUCAAGAGGUGACUUCCAUAAAAGAUCAACCGCAGUACUGGGCUGAUCCUUCAAAACCAUAUGUUUUCCUUCCAGUUUCAAGAAUUUCAGAAGCAUUCAAAAAUUCUAAAUAUGGAAGAUCAGUGGAGUCUGUUCUUUCUGAUCCAUUUGAUAAAUCUAAGAGUCAUCCUUUUGCCUUGUUUAAGACGAAUUUUGCUAUAUCAAAAAGGGAGAUUUUUGGGGCAUGCUUUGCAAGAGAACUGCUGUUGAUCAGCAGGCAUCAUUUUCUUUAUAUUUUUAGGACAUGCCAGGUUGCAUUUGUUGGAUUUGUCACAUGCACAAUGUUUUUGAGAACAAGACUACACCCCACAGAUGAGAUAAAUGGCAACCUCUAUCUUUCUUGCCUGUUUUUCGGUUUGGUGCACAUGAUGUUUAAUGGAUUGUCCGAGCUACCUCUUAUGAUAUUUCGACUGCCAGUUUUUUACAAGCAAAGGGAUAAUUUCUUUUAUCCUGCAUGGGCGUGGUCUAUCUCUAGUUGGAUUCUACGUGUUCCCUACUCCGUCAUUGAAUCUGUUGUAUGGUCUUGUGUUGUAUACUACACUGUUGGCUUUGCCCCCAGUUAUGGGAGGUUUUUCCGUUUCAUGCUAUUACUCUUUUCAGUGCACCAAAUGGCCCUGGGACUCUUCCGGAUGAUGGCUGCUAUUGCACGGGAUAUGAUUGUUGCCAAUACAUUUGGAGCUGCUGCGCUGAUAGUUAUAUUCUUGCUUGGUGGAUUUAUCCUUCCGAAAGCAAUGAUUAAGCCAUGGUGGGUAUGGGGUUUUUGGUUGUCCCCACUAUCAUAUGGGCAGCGUGCAAUCUCUGUUAAUGAAUUUUCUGCUACAAGGUGGAUGGAGAAAUCAUCUGUUGGGAACAAUACAGUUGGGUACAACAUUCUCAAUUCGCAUAGUUUACCCAGUAGCGGUUAUUGGUACUGGCUCGGUGUUGGUGUUUUAUUUCUUUAUGCUAUGCUUUUCAAUAACAUGGUGACUUUGGCCUUGGCUUUCCUCAAUCCUAUUAGAAGAGCCCGGACAGUGAUUCCACUGGAUGGCACAGAUGAGAAUUCUGUCGGGAACAGUGUUGGAGGUCAAGGGUCUGAAGAGAACCCAAAAUCUGCUACAGAUCAAAGUAAGAAGGGAAUGAUUCUCCCAUUUCAACCAGUGAUAAUGACAUUCCAUAAUGUCAAUUACUUUGUUGAUCUGCCAAAGGAAAUGAGUUUGAAAGGUAUACCUGAAAAGAAGCUGCAGCUCUUGUCAAAUGUGAGUGGAAUUUUCUCUCCUGGUGUUCUUACGGCAUUAGUUGGCUGUAGUGGAGCUGGAAAGACCACUUUAAUGGAUGUACUUGCUGGUCGGAAAACUCGUGGGUACAUAGAAGGGGAUAUUAGGAUAUCUGGUCACCAGAAAGAGCAAAGCACUUUUGCCAGAAUUUCAGGUUAUGUUGAACAAAAUGAUAUACAUUCUCCUCAAGUAACAGUUGAGGAGUCUCUUCAGUUCUCUUCUUCUCUUCGCCUUUCCAAAGAAGUCAGCAAAGAACAAAAGCAUGAGUUUGUUGAAGAAGUAAUGAGAUUGGUAGAACUUGAUGGUCUAAGGCAUGCUUUAGUUGGUUUGCCUGGUAGUAGUGGCUUAUCAACAGAGCAGAGAAAACGUUUAACUAUUGCAGUUGAGCUUGUUGCAAAUCCGUCCAUUAUUUUUAUGGAUGAACCUACGUCAGGACUUGAUGCACGAGCGGCAGCCAUUGUGAUGCGAACUGUUCGUAAUACUGUUGACACAGGAAGAACAGUUGUUUGUACCAUACAUCAACCAAGUAUUGAUAUAUUUGAAGCCUUUGAUGAGCUGCUUCUAAUGAAACGUGGUGGACGAGUAAUAUAUGGAGGGAAGCUUGGGGAGCACUCACAGAUUAUGAUAAACUAUUUUCAGGUAGGUGGAAUUCCUCCUAUUCGCGAUGGUUACAAUCCAGCAACUUGGGUACUUGAGGUCAGUACACCUGCUGUAGAAGAGAGGAUUGGUGAAGAUUUUGCCAAUCUAUACAGAAAUUCUGAGCUCUACAGGGAAGUUGAGGAUUCCAUUAAGCAGUCGAGUAUUCCUCCUGCUGGUUCAGAGCCAUUGAAGUUUUCAUCCACAUAUGCACAAGACCCGCUUUCUCAGUUCAGAUUCUGUCUUUGGAAGCAAAAUCUUGUAUAUUGGAGAAGCCCUUCGUAUAAUGCUGUGAGGUUGUUUUUUACGACAUUGAGUGCAUUGAUAUUUGGCUCAGUAUUUUGGGAUGUUGGCUCCAGAAGGGAGUCGACUAAAGAUUUGUUUAUGAUUAUGGGAGCUCUUUACUCUGCGUGCUUAUUUCUUGGGGUCAACAAUUCUUCUUCGGUACAACCAAUAAUUUCAAUUGAGAGAACAGUUUUCUACAGAGAGAGAGCAGCUGGAAUGUAUUCUCCAUUUCCUUAUGCAGCAGCUCAGGGUCUUGUGGAGAUCCCUUACAUUGCUUUGCAGACAAUAAUAUAUGGUGUCAUCACAUUCUUCAUGAUUAAUUUCGAAAGGACACUUAGAAAGUUUUUUCUCUACAUAUUGUUCAUGUUCCUCACCUUCAUGUACUUUACCUUUUAUGGCAUGAUGGCUGUGGGUCUCACCCCUACUCAACACUUGGCUGCUGUCAUAUCUUCUGCAUUUUACUCAUUAUGGAAUCUCCUCUCGGGUUUUCUAGUCCCAAAACCGAGUAUCCCUGGAUGGUGGAUCUGGUUUUACUAUAUCUGCCCAGUUGCAUGGACAUUACGUGGUAUCAUUACCUCUCAGCUCGGUGAUGUGGAGACACAGAUUGUUGGACCUGGUUUUGAGGGCUCUGUAAAAGAGUACCUGGAGGCAAGCCUUGGCUAUGAUACAGGGAUGAUUGGAGUUUCAGUGGCAGUUCUCAUUGGCUUUGCCAUAUUCUUCUUUUCCAUCUUUGCUCUCUCUGUAAAAAUGCUCAACUUCCAGAAAAGGUGAAACCGAGGCCUCACAUUUUCAGGAGCACUUUAUAUCAGCAGUGUAAUCUUUUUAUGCUGUUGUCAUCUAACAUCAGGAAGAUGACCAAGUAAAAAUAAUACUGGGUUGGGAUCAAGGGCUCAGUUUCAUUUCAAAGUUUGAGCAUGAGCAAUGUUCCAAAAUGGCUGGCCGGGUUCUCUUUCAGUGGGUGCGUGUCCCUGUCAAAAUUCUUCCAUUACAAAAUCCUUGCUGAGGUUGAGUUCAGAUCACAAAGAUACGAGAAACUGAAAACCAGUGCAACUGAUUUGCUAGUUUUGUUUUUUUGUCUUUUUCUUUUAAAAAGGAAAAUAUGUAAAAAUACAAGGAAAUGUGUGAGCAUAUUGUCUUAGAGGAUACUGUAUCUGACAUGUGGAACUUACUCCCCUUCUGAAGGUUCUGAAAUUUUAAUGCUAUGAAAUUUUGCUCGCCUUCUAA
Malania oleifera is the source of this 4795-nucleotide messenger RNA. Its product is annotated as ABC transporter G family member 31. The record is from RefSeq and is a predicted model, not a curated record. Gene Ontology annotation, cellular component: membrane. NCBI's taxonomy places the organism in Eukaryota, Viridiplantae, Streptophyta, Magnoliopsida, Santalales, Ximeniaceae. Gene Ontology annotation, molecular function: ATP hydrolysis activity; ATP binding; ABC-type transporter activity. The transcript has 24 exons. Bases 53 to 4342 code for a protein of 1429 amino acids.